Metarhizium brunneum ARSEF 3297 is the source of this 1320-nucleotide messenger RNA. RefSeq lists its product as uncharacterized. The record is from RefSeq and is a predicted model, not a curated record. NCBI's taxonomy places the organism in Eukaryota, Fungi, Ascomycota, Sordariomycetes, Hypocreales, Clavicipitaceae.
AUGGCAAAGAACUUCGGUAUAGAGAUUGAAUUUAUGCUGGCUGGAAGACCACCUUCCGCCAUCCUACACCCACGCUUAUCCGGCGAUGAUCGCUGGCCCGACUCCGAAAGCCACCACGAUAUUUAUGAGACGUACUCUGCGAGUCUGGAUACUUUGAAAGUAUGCGAGGCCUUGACAAGCUGCAACCUGCCGGUCGCCUGUCGCAUUAACCCAGGCAAGCUUCAGGAUCCCUUGACCAAACUUCCUGAAGGGGAUCUGGUGGAGGAUAUCGAAGGCACUUACGUCACACGCACAGGCAAUCUUGAAGACCCUGAACAUCCCCUUAGAAAAGCUGAAAUUGGGCAUGUGUUCCGGGUAUGGAACAAAAAUUUGGCCAAGGAGAACUUCCCGGGUCAACAAUAUCACCUUGGUCAGCAACACCAGUUCCGGUUCUGGUUGGUGGACGGCGAACAUAUCCCCAAUAGAAGCAACGAGCGUCCUCCGACGGAUCAUUCUUGGAAUGGAAUGGAAAUAAGCUUGCCAGUCAUCUCGGAUCAGAAAGAGAUAGAUGCUGGACUACCAACUUUGACAGGGGCAUUUGAGGCGUUGAGGAACAGCCUCCUGAUCAACCUUACUUCAGAUUGCGGUCUGCAUAUCCACAGCAGUCCUUCGUCGGGAUCAAUCGAUCUCCCACUGGCCAAGAAGGUGAUUGCUGUGAUUCGCCUACUUGAGGAGCCAUUCAUUCAGAGAAUUUGUCAUCCGGUUCGACGCAAUUUACCUUCCGUGGAACCCAUCGGCAGUAUGUCAAUCCUUGGGAGGAAGGGCAAGGGUGAUGAGACAGAGACGGCACCGUCCGUCGGAGGCUUCAUACAGACCAUUCAAGGCAUCCGAUCUAAGCUGCAAAACAGGUCUCCAGACGAGCCCGACGCUUUUCGAUUCAUGCAGUUCUUAUUUGCAUCAAAGACAAUAGACAGCCUCCGGAAAGACUUGAAAUCGGGGACGUCUGGGACGACGACGCCACAUCGAUGUGGCAUUGCAAUUAGUCUCCUGGGAACUGUGGAAUUUCGAUACCCCCAGAGCUCGUUUGACCCCGAGUGGCCUGCCUUUUGGGUGAAAUUGAUGCAGAAGAUUUUCCAAAUCUGUGCUCAGCCCGACGCAGCGUUCUCUGCAAGCUUCGAACGAUUAUACGAAUUGGGCACUAGACAGCAAGCACUUGGCUGGGAGAGUUGGUUAGAAGAACUGGGCCUCUCUUCUCAAUACAGAGAAGUCUGUGCUCGUCACAUGGAUGACGCCAACUCUCCACGCAAAAACGAGAUACUGCCAAAAGUUAGCGGUGUAUAA